AUGGCCUCCCGCAUUCCGAUCCGCCGCCCGCGCACAGCUGGUGCCGAGAACGAAACUCGGUCCACCCACCAGGCUAUCCAGCGAGGCAAAGCGGCCGUCUCCCGCCAAACCCUCUCCAAACCGCCAUCGGAGAAGCCUGUUUUGGUGGCAUCGACCAAGUCCCAUGCCACCACCUCUAUUUCCGCCGUCGAAGUGCCUGGCAGUGCCAAGCGCAAGCGCGAAGCUCUCAGAGAGGUCACAGACCGCAACCGGUCCCGCGCCCUCUCCAUUACGGGCAAAGCGAAAGCUGGCCCCUCAGACGGGCGCAAAAUCAUUGCCCUCCCGAAAAAAAGUGCCGCAGCCACUCGGGUGACGAAGGAAAAUGCGCGACCCGUGGCUGGUCGGUCGCUGACCGCCGUGCAAGAGGCGAUUGAUGUUGACGAAGACGAUGGCCCGAGCGCGAAACGUCAACGCACUUCGUCUGUUGGACCCGAGGAAGAAGCGUUCGUUGCAGCGGAGCUUGGUUCGGCCUCUGAUGAUGAGGAGGAGGCUGACCCUGACGGUGACGAUUGGGAGGAUCUUGAUGCCGCCGACCAUGAUGACCCCAGCAUGGCCAGCGAGUAUGUGGUCGAGAUUCAAGAAUAUGUUCGGCAAACUGAGUUGAAAACCAUGCCGAACCCGAAGUACAUUCUCAGCCAACCUGAGAUUACCUGGGCAAUGCGUGCGCUUCUUAACGAGUGGCUCAUCCAAGUCCACCUGCGUUUCUCACUUCUCCCCGAAACACUUUUCCUCUGCGCCAACCUCAUCGACCGCUUCCUCAGCACCCGUACCGCCUCGACUAACAAACUCCAACUGGUCGGCAUGGCUUGUCUUCUUAUUGCCGCAAAAUACGAAGAGACUAUCGCACCAGCCGUCGAAAAUUAUGUCAUCAUCUCUGAAGGCGCAACCACGGCUCAAGAAAUGUUAACCGCCGAGCAGCAUAUCCUCCGUUCAAUCAACUGGGACAUGAGCUACACCGGACCGAUGCAUUUCCUCCGCCGAAUCAGCAAAGCCGACAAUUACGCCCCUCACACACGUACGCUGGGAAAAUACCUUGCAGAGAUCUAUUUGCUUGAUCAUCGACUGCUUGGUGUCCCACCCUCAAUGAUUUCGGCGGCAGCUAUGUGGCUUGCCCGUCUGGCAUUGGGAGAGACGACCUGGACGCCCACACUGGCCCAUUAUGCGGGUUAUCGCGAAAGCGCGUUGAUUCCGGUGGCUAACGUCAUGCUACGCUAUUUACUGCAACCCAUAAAACACGAAUCUUUCUACAAAAAAUAUGCCGGCAAGCGCAACCUAAAGGUUAGCGUCUAUAUGCGCCAGUGGGUGCUUGCGCGUUGGCCCGAAAGUGCCAAAGUCGAUCUGGCGCUCGAUCUUGCUGCUUUGAAGCACGAUAAUCGGUUGAAGCGGUCCGCGCAACUCGGGCCGGAAGACGACGGCGACCAGACGAUCUAG
Molecule: messenger RNA, 1470 nt
Organism: Mycena indigotica
Lineage: Eukaryota; Fungi; Basidiomycota; Agaricomycetes; Agaricales; Mycenaceae
Product: MFS domain-containing protein
Exons: 4
Coding region: 1-1470 (489 amino acids)
Biological process (GO): regulation of cyclin-dependent protein serine/threonine kinase activity; G2/M transition of mitotic cell cycle
Cellular component (GO): cytoplasm; nucleus; cyclin-dependent protein kinase holoenzyme complex
Molecular function (GO): cyclin-dependent protein serine/threonine kinase regulator activity
Source: RefSeq, a predicted model, not a curated record